AUGCGAUUCAUUCACAGAACGACCAUGGAAACAUGCAGUCAUAAAUUACGUGUCCUGCGAUCAUAUAAUGUAUGUACUGUAUGUAUAAAGGCUAGUAUACCCCAUUCAUUUAAAGCAUUGUACGAGUCAAGGCAUAACCAAUUGGAGCCAAUACAAACGAAGUGCUAAGUGCCCCGGUUUCUAAAGAAAGCAGCGGAGCUACGAGAGUCAGAACACAAGCCAUUGUUUGACACUGCAGGCGACAGGUGAAGAGGACCCUGAGGUAGAGGAGAAGGAGGAAGAGGAGAACAACAGACCAGGGCUCCACCCUCAGAGCGUAGCCUGCCACAGAACCCAGGAUCCUACCAGCAUGGCAGAGAGCUCAGCGUCAGUUGCGGAGGCCGAAGUGUCCUUCAAGAAGUUUGCGGUGCACGGAGACACCAAGGCUACCGGGAAGGAGAUGAAUGGGAAGAACUUCGCCAAACUCUGCAAGGACUGCCGAGUCAUCGAUGGCAAGAACGUCACGGCAACGGACGUUGACAUCGUCUUCACCAAGGUCAAGGCGAAAACAGCGCGCAUAAUCACCUUUGAGCAGUUCAACCAGGCGCUGGUGGAGCUGGCGCCCAAGCGCUUCCGAGGCAAGGACCAGCAGGAGGCGCUGCCGCUGCUCUACGGCCUCAUCGCUGGCAAGGGGCCCGCCAACGUGGGCGUCACCAAAGUGGCGAAGGCCGCAGCGGUGGACAGACUGACGGACGCUACGAAGUACACGGGCUCCCACAAGGAGCGCUUUGACGAGUCCGGAAAAGGCAAGGGCAAGGCCGGGAGGGAGGAGCUUCCAGACACCAGUGGAUACGUGGGCGCCUACAAAGGUCAAGGUUCAUACGACGACAAAGUGAAGGAGGCCUAGUCAAACUGGAGCUUACGUCAUAGGUUGAGUCGCUCCAGAGAUGGGGCAUAUAUAGGCCUGUGUAUGUAUAAAUAAAUCAUCAUAAUAUAUGCAUCAUCAGUCGGUGAUAAGAACAAAUCUUUGCUCGACAUUGCUACAGAAUAAGAACAAAGCUACUAAUAAAAAGAUUAUUUAAAGUUUUAGGUUUAAUAUAAUAUGUAUUUAAUAUACUCAGCAACAUAUGUCGGGAAGAAAAUUGCUAACACGUUCAAUACUGCCAGCGACGCUAACACUAGACAUUUGCGAUUGAAUCAUUGCUUUUAAUACAAAGAUUUUAAUCCAAAGCCACCCAAGGUAAAUACCGAUACAGCAUUUAGGGGCUAGGACAUUUGGAUAAAGGAUGCUUAAACAUCCUAAAAUGAUAUGUUCCCCAAACAAGAGAUCUCUGUUCCAGACACUAAUCGGAAAAGAGGAAACGGAAAUCUUAACAUAAUUGCAUUAACUAAAUUUGUUGUGAAGUUACUAUAGCUAUUUCAGCUAUGGAAUAGUUUUGAAGCAAUGAUAAUGUUUAUUAUCGCACUUCCUAGUUAAGAGCUUCAACAUGUGACUUGCUGUUCGUGAAUAAAUCCUUAAACAUAUGUUUUGUUGGCAAAUAAUAAAAUAGUUUCACUCUGUGUCCCAGUUU
Molecule: messenger RNA, 1550 nt
Organism: Gadus morhua (Atlantic cod)
Lineage: Eukaryota; Metazoa; Chordata; Actinopteri; Gadiformes; Gadidae
Product: tubulin polymerization-promoting protein family member 3
Exons: 5
Coding region: 350-886 (178 amino acids)
Biological process (GO): microtubule polymerization; microtubule bundle formation; positive regulation of protein polymerization
Cellular component (GO): microtubule
Molecular function (GO): tubulin binding
Source: RefSeq, a predicted model, not a curated record